AUGGUUUAUGUUCGGUAUUGUAAUCGUCAUUAUUAUGUUGAAAGUAGUGGAAAAGCUGGUGAUGUGGAAAAUUUGGGUGAGAAAAAAAUGUCUUUCGAGGAUGAUAUGGAGGGUCUGAUGGGUUUUCUGAGAUUUCGUUUGUCACAGUCGUCAAUUGAGGGGUUUAGUCUUCGCGUGAAUCGUCUUCACGACUGUGGCUGCUGUCGUGACUAUGACCACCGUGGUGAUGACAGCCAUGACCAUGUUGGUCAUAGUUUCGGCCGUAAUCGUCUCCGAGCGAACGCUUUAGGGCGCGGAUUUGCUGGUGCACUUGAUAGUACGAUAGCGUCAUGUUUGUCUUGA
Molecule: messenger RNA, 342 nt
Organism: Anisakis simplex (herring worm)
Lineage: Eukaryota; Metazoa; Nematoda; Chromadorea; Rhabditida; Anisakidae
Source: the annotation of a GenBank genome assembly